Musca domestica (house fly) is the source of this 3549-nucleotide messenger RNA. RefSeq names its product protein spaetzle 4 (gene spz4). The transcript has 3 exons. Gene Ontology annotation, molecular function: Toll binding; growth factor activity. Gene Ontology annotation, cellular component: extracellular region. Gene Ontology annotation, biological process: innate immune response; central nervous system formation; regulation of Toll signaling pathway. The coding region runs from base 985 to 3213 and encodes 742 amino acids. NCBI's taxonomy places the organism in Eukaryota, Metazoa, Arthropoda, Insecta, Diptera, Muscidae. The record is from RefSeq and is a predicted model, not a curated record.
CCAUCCAGCCAGCCAACAAAAAAAACGGCCAAACAAAACAGUUGCAAUCGUGAGUGCAAAGCGUGUGAACGUAAAUUUUCGGAUUGAAAUACGAUUUGAAAAAAAAAAAAAUACAUCCAAACAAGAAGAAGGAAAUCGAACCCAUCGUUCGUUUUUUGAAUUGCGGAAAACAAAUUGUGUUUUUCUUUUGUCACAAAAAGGAAAUAUCUAAUAAAAACGAUUUUCCAAAUCAAUCAACCCUACGAUUCGAAAGGAAGGGGGAAAAAUAAGAAAUAUUGAAAUUUGUUGCUAGUAAGCUUUUGCUUUUUUUGUGAAAGUUUUUGAAUUUUCAGUGACAAAAUAUUGAAUCAAAAAAAUUGAAGUGAAGUGAAAUAAAAAUUGUUGAUGUUUUGUAAAAGUUUUCGUUUGUUUUUUUUUUAUUUGCUGGUGUUCGCUUCAGUUCACAUCGUGCCUAGACGUGCAGUGAAAAUUAAUAAACCCGCUUUCAGGCGACAAAAAGCAGGAGAAAGAAAUUAGUAUUGUGUUGUGAUUUGAAAAAGAAAAGAAAAAAAAUAAAAGCGAAUUACAAUUAGUCCGACCCCCAAAGUGCUGCAGGGGCUUUCUUUGUCCCAGUCACUGCGAGAGUGCAUAUCAAAUUCUGGGCGUUAAUUAAGCCAUCAUGAAUUACAGAAUAAUUAACACAUAACGAAACAAAGCUGAAUCUAACCACAAAACAAAUCAAAAAAAUAGGCAAUUGGUGAACCAGAAAACACCUUCGUUUUCAUUAAUCAAAUCGCAGCAAAAGAAAAAAGAAUAAAUAGCUAUACUUCUAAUCUUGCCCUGUGGCACGAACAACAAUAACGACAAAUUUAUGUCUUUCGACACCAUAUGACAACCCAGCUUGAUGUUCUGUAAUUUGUGUGUGCCAGACAUUUGAAUUCAUUCAAAACCAGCAUCAUUAUCACCACCUCUGUUAACACUAAAAGAACAACAAAAACAGCAAUCAUGGAAUAUAUAAAUAUGGAUAAACGUUUCAAAAUCUCCAAAAUAUUAAUUGCGAAUUUAAUAUUCCUUCUCCUGUUUGCUCUACUGAUACCGCAAUGUUGGUCCUUCGGCUAUGAUUCAUCGUCAUCAUCGUGUAGUCCAAACACCAAGCAAUCACGUCGGGGUCGGGCACAAAUGUUGGCCGCCAUACCAUGUGAUCUUCUAACCCAGGCCUAUUGUACUCAGCCGGGUUCAGCGUAUCCCUGGCAUGCUGUGCGGCGUUUUGUCCACGAAAAUCAGGGACUCAUGAAGCGGAUGUAUGGCGAUGUCCGUCAUAUAUCUGUGUUACGCGAAGAAAUCUAUAAUAAUGAAAUUGAUAUUGAUGACAUUGAAGCGGCCACCGAAAGGUAUUCCCGUGAUGGUUAUAAUCGACGAGCUUCGAAGUUAAUGCAUCAUCGUGAAGAUUUUGAUAAUUUUAAAGUUAACGAACGGGUCAAUGAUAUUUUAAGAGAUCCUCACUUUAGGCCGGUAUCAACGACGACGACGACGGCAACUUCCAGGAAAACGACUACAACCGAACCGCCAGCAACCACAUUGAAAACGAGCACCACCGAAGAUGUAGAAUCAACGGUUAUGGCCAAUGAUGAGGAGACCACCACACUGGCCAGCAGUACUGCCUCCAGUGUAACGACCACAACUAAAGGAACUACCCCAAAACCAAAUGAUGUUACAAAUGCAGAUUUAAAUACCACCAAUGACGAGGAGGAGGAAGAUGGCGAAAAAUCCAUCAACGACACCACAAAGUCAUCCAAGUCCAAGUUAUUUGAAAAUCAAAUUAAUCCCGACGAAGAAGACGAUGAUGAUAUGACCACAUCCUCGGAUCGGGAAGAUGAUUUAGAUGUCAUAAAUAUUGAAGUGAAUAGCGUUUUCGAGGAAACCGGUGAUGAUGUUCCACCGACUGAACUAACGGGGGAUAAUAUUGAAAUUGUGCCAUCGCCUCAGCUGGGUUUGAGAAAUCUAACCACAGAAAUUCCAAGCACCACUCCACCUAGUAAAACAGACAGAACAACAACCGAGGCAGCAGUAACUACUACGACAAGUAUACCCAAUACUUCCAGUGCAGCUUCAACAACCGGUGGAACUACAAGGAGGACUAAAACAACCGAAACCACGACUACUGCAGCCACCACCACCACCCAAAAACCCGAAAUCGUUGCCGAAAGAUCGCCGAUCAAAAAGGAACGAAAACCUUUCGUACCCUCCUCCACGAGAUUGCAUCAAAGGCCACAACAACAACAACAGGGACAAAAAGCGGAAUCUACAAUUUCUGCCAAAUUAAAAUUGAAAAUCAAUCCCACCCAAGCGACACCGACCAAAGUGACCAGCUCUUCCACCACCACCAUGACUCAUAUGGAUAAGGCCUCUUUGAAUGCCACUACACUGACAACGCCCCUCACAUCGAUGAAAACUUCACCCUUCAAAAGUCAUUACAACAAAAACUUUAAUCGUUAUACAACAACACAUCAUCAUCACCAAAACAACAAUAACAACAAAUACAAUGUACAGCCAUCAGCAGCACCUCCGGUGGCAACUUCAACACCCACCCAGCCAAAUAUUAAACCCAAUGCAGAUCUUCUAUUGGGCGAGAAAAUACGCAGAACCGGAGUGAAUAUAACUCCUCCCUCGGUGGCCUCGAAUAAACCCAUCAUAAAAGAAGGCCAACUAUUUCAGGAUACCAUGAAACAGGAACAACCGGCCCCCGUUUUGAAUGUAAAAGGAGUCAAUGCCUGCCCGGUAAAGGAAGAAGUGGUCGCACCAUUCUGGGCCAACAACACCCGCGGCGAAGUACUGGCUCUACUCAAUUUGUAUCCGUUCGAACAGUAUGUACACUGGGAGAAAUGUACCCACGAACACAAGCAGAUGUACUGUCGUGAAGGUUGCCGCUGUGAACAGCAAUAUCGUCUGCAUCGCCUGCUGGCCUAUGAUCCGCACAAUGAAUGUCGUGGCAUAUUUUCCGAUUGGUUUAGAUUUCCAUCGUGUUGUAUAUGUAAAUGUUAUAAUAUCCCAUUGGACUUUCGGGCCACCUCAAGGUCGCCACGAUCCGAGGGUGGCGUAGGUGGUGGCAGCGGUGGUGAGGAUUAUCGACAUCCCAUAGAUAUUGCUGAGGAACAGGUUAAAAAUGCCAUCUAUGAACAUGCCACCGAAGACUGGUAUCGGCCAAAGGAUGAUUUUGAUUUCUAUGAAGGUUAGGGGGUGAAGCAGAGCCUUCUUUCUUGAGGCAAUGAUAUUUUUUGUUUGUUAUAGAUUUUAUGGUUUUGUUUUUUUUUAUUCUAUAAGGUUUUUUAUAAAAUGUUUUUGUAAACUAGUCGAAGAAAAAUUUGUUAAAAAUCUGUAAGAUUCUCUUUAAAUUUUUAAUUGGCAUUUUCUGUUGUGGGCCAUGUUGGGACCUAAAGUGCAUUUAUAAUUGCCAAACUGCAUGGAAUUUGUUUAGUUUUUAAUUGUCCUUGAGAGGCAAUGCUUAAAUAAGGAGAGUCUAAUUAGAAUAAGAUUUUACGAAUUAUUUGUAAUAUAUAUAUUUUAAGUGAA